UUUUUUGAUAAGUUAAUUUCAGUCUACAAGUAAGCUUAUUACUUGUUAAAGUUAAGAUGCAGUAGGUAAUGCCCUCUUUUGUCUAACCAUGUACUUGUCAAAGCUUGUAUAAAUUAUUAGUUAUGAAUGAAAAAUGCUGAGAGCCUUUUCCAGCAAUUGUAAGAUCUGUUUUUCCUCUCUUCUCUUCCUCUCUGCUUUCCUUAAUUUUUAUGACAUGAUAUCAGAGCACCAUUGAUCUUUCUAGGGCUGUGAGUGUUUAAGAAGAAAACCAGCAAGGCUUCCCCUCCUUAAAAGACUCCAAACACCUGAUAACUAAAGAAAUGGCUUCCAGCAACUAUGAGACCCAACACCUCUACCUGAGAAUCCUUCUCUUGCACAGAUCAAGAUGCAUAGUGAAGAACGUGCAAAGAAAUUUAAGGCUCUGUCAACUAUCCAUGCAUCUGUUACAGAUGUAAUAUUCACAAGAGUAAUGACUUGUGAGACGGCAAAACAAGCUUGGGACAAGCUUAAGGAGGAGUAUCAAGGUACUGACAGAACAAGGCUCAUUCAAAUGCUGAAUUUAUGGAGGGCGUUUGAAGUUUUAAAGAUGAAGGAUGUUGAGACUAUUAAAGAUUACACUGACAGACUCAUGAAGUUUGUAAAUCAACUGAGAUUGAUUGGUGAGGAGCUAUCUAAUAAGAGGAUUAUGCAAAAGGUUCUUGUUAGUGUUCUUGAUAGGUUUAAGUCCAAGAUUUCAACCGUGGAAGAAAAAGAUCCUUCUCAAAUUACUCUAGCGGAAGUGAUUAAUGCAUUUCAAGCUGUGGAACAAAGAAGAACCAUCAGACUUGAAGAUGCAAAUGAAGUAGCCUUUCAAGCAAAAGUUAAAGACAAGGACUCAAGUGGCAAUGGAGGAAAGAAGCAAUCUGGAGAAAGGAAAGAGAAGGAUAAAAAGGAUGGUGAUGGUAGUAGAAAUGGAAGAAAAGGGAAGUUUCCCCCAUGUCAUCACUACAAAAAGAGUUCCCACACUGAAAACUAUUGUUGGUACAGGCCAAAUUUGAAGUGUAGAGCUUGUAAUCAACUUAGGCAUGUAGAAAAGGUGUGCAAAAAUAAAGGUAAUCAGCAGGGACAGCAAGCACAGGUGGUGGACAACCAAGAUCAAGUAGAAAAGAAGUUGUUUGUGGCUGCAUGUCAUGCUACUAAUAGUGGCAAGGGUUCUUGGCUUGUUGGUAGUGGCUGCACAAGCCAUAUGAUAUCUGAUGCUGGAAUUUUUAGGCAUUUGGAUAGAACCUACUACUCAAGAGUCAAAAUGGGAAAUGGAGAGCAUUUAGAGGUGAAGGGAAAAGGUGUUGCACAAGUGGAAACACCAUCAGAAGUUUUCGCGAACAAGAAGGCAUUCAACACCAGUUGACUACUCCUCACACUCCUUAAUAAAAUGGGGUGAGUGAAGGGAAGAAUAGAUUGGCGAUGGAAAUGACAAGAUGUUUAUUGCAUGAAAAGGGUCUUCCUAAGAAAUUUUCUGCUAAGGCAGAGUACAUUUCAGCUACUGGUGGAACCAAUCAAGCAAUUUGGUUGAGAAAAAUUUUAUUAGAUUUGGGAUAAGUCCAAAGAGAAGCUACUAUUAUUUUGGUGAACAACAAGUCUGCUAUUACUAUCACAAAGAAUCCUGUCCAGCAUGG
Molecule: messenger RNA, 1655 nt
Organism: Hevea brasiliensis (rubber tree)
Lineage: Eukaryota; Viridiplantae; Streptophyta; Magnoliopsida; Malpighiales; Euphorbiaceae
Exons: 2
Coding region: 386-1387 (333 amino acids)
Source: RefSeq, a predicted model, not a curated record